CAAGUCUUGAACAUAGCCCUGGUUGCUGGGUUAAGUAGUAGCUAUCAUCCGCUCGUGAAGAUCCAACCGUGAACAGCUUUUUUUUUUCUGGUCAGGUCUAUCCCAUUGCCUUUUUGCCUUUCAUCUUGUUCAAGCCUUUCCUGGUGCGAAGUGACAGCUACUACGCAAACAAACACCUUCGUCGAGUCAGCCUACCAACAACCCAUCUAUUCUCGACGUCCUCAUCCUCAUACAUCCAUAAACUCAUCAACCCCCCCAAAAAAAAAAAAAAUGCAUGGCUACGUCUCCUACAUGCUGCCCCUUGUGGGCUCUGUUAUUGCCCAGUCCACAACCACCAUGGUGGUCUCAAUGCCGCAACUCAACAUGAACAGGACAUGGAGCGGCUCAAUCGUCAAGGCCGACCAGACCCAGACCGAGAUUGAUAUAAAAUGCGGUGCUCCCGUUGCCACCGCAACCAUCAGCGCACCGCCCUGUCAGUUCACAAACGGCAUUCGCGUAACACAGGGUCCCUCGAUAUGGGGCUACUCUAUGGAAAGCACCGACUCCAACAUAGCCAGGACGUACCAUGCGACUUGCUCCUUUAGCGCAUCCAAGACCAUGACGUGCUCUGGCUCGGUGGUCGCAAAGGUGACCCAAGGCUCCUCCACGGCAACCCACACAUCCACAGACGUCCAGACUGUCACCGACCCCGCCAUGUUCGCCGUCACGGCCACCAUUACCGCCGGCGCGGACAAGGUUGCCUCCGCCACCGCUGGGCCCACAAAGACUAGCACCGGCGGCCUGCCAAAGAUGACCCAAAACGCUGUUCUUGCAGGCGUUGUUGCCGUGGUCGGAGGUGUGGUUAUGAUUUGAGCAUAAGGAGUUAACUUUCUUGUUUUUUUCUUCUUCUUUUUUUUUCUUUUUUUCUUGAGUGGGAGUUUUGGCUCUUUGGGUUUGUACAUUUUUUUUUUUUUUCCAUUUCUUGCAUAGCAG
This is a messenger RNA of Pyricularia grisea, 972 nucleotides long. RefSeq lists its product as uncharacterized. The record is from RefSeq and is a predicted model, not a curated record. NCBI's taxonomy places the organism in Eukaryota, Fungi, Ascomycota, Sordariomycetes, Magnaporthales, Pyriculariaceae. Bases 271 to 852 code for a protein of 193 amino acids. The transcript has 2 exons.